Molecule: messenger RNA, 754 nt
Organism: Apis florea (little honeybee)
Lineage: Eukaryota; Metazoa; Arthropoda; Insecta; Hymenoptera; Apidae
Product: peptidoglycan-recognition protein SC2
Biological process (GO): innate immune response; peptidoglycan catabolic process
Molecular function (GO): N-acetylmuramoyl-L-alanine amidase activity; peptidoglycan binding; zinc ion binding
Source: RefSeq, a predicted model, not a curated record
CGAGUUCGAAACGAUUUCGAAUACCAUGGAAUCGAAAAAUUUUUUAACUCUUACAGUAUACAUUUUGAUUUUAUUCAUAUCAAUCGAAAAUAUAUUCACGUUACCAAUUUCCUGCAUCAACUUUGAAAAUAAAACUGGUAUAGAAAUUCCUAAUAUCGUGAGCAGAAAGGAAUGGCAAGCUAGACCACCAGUUGUCCGAGAGUUGAUGGACAAAACGCCGAAACCUUACGUGGUCGUUCAUCAUGGAGGGAUAGCUCACUACUGUUACGACGUGAAAACGUGCUCAGCGAUUGUGAGAGAAUAUCAAAACAUGCAUUUGGACGAACGAGGCUGGUUCGACAUUGGUUACAGUUUCGUUAUAGGCGAAGAUGGAAAUGCUUACGAGGGUCGAGGCUGGGAUUACGUUGGAGCGCACGCACCUGGUUACAACACGCAGAGCAUUGGAAUAUGUAUCAUCGGUGACUUCAGUAAUAGACUUCCCAACGAUGCAGCUUUGAAGACAUUAGAAGCUUUGAUCAAAUACGGAGUAUCCCUUGGCAAAAUCAGUCAAGAUUACUAUAUUAUAGGUCAUCGACAAACUAAAAAUACUCUUUGUCCAGGCGACAAAUUUUACGAAUAUGUUCAAAAAUUUGCACGAUGGACGGCCAAACCAAUACCAAAAAAUUCGACAAUCAUCAUUGGAUAAAUAAAAAUAUCGAUGAAUAAUAAUGCAACUUAAUAUAUUUUACAAUAGAUAUAGAUAUAUAUAUAUAUA